Molecule: messenger RNA, 2595 nt
Organism: Callorhinus ursinus (northern fur seal)
Lineage: Eukaryota; Metazoa; Chordata; Mammalia; Carnivora; Otariidae
Gene: DPP6
Product: dipeptidyl peptidase like 6
Biological process (GO): regulation of potassium ion transmembrane transport; proteolysis
Cellular component (GO): plasma membrane; voltage-gated potassium channel complex
Molecular function (GO): serine-type peptidase activity; potassium channel regulator activity
Source: RefSeq, a predicted model, not a curated record
AUGGCUUCGCUGUACCAGAGGUUCACGGGCAAGAUCAACACCUCGCGCUCCUUCCCGGCGCCCCCCGAGGCCAGCCACCUCCUGGGCGGCCAGGGGCCGGAGGAGGACGGCGCGGGGCCCAAGCCCCUCGGAGCCCCGGCGCCCGCGGCGGCGCCCCGGGAGCGCGGCGGAGGCGGCGGCGGCGCGGGUGGCCGGCCCCGGUUCCAGUACCAGGCGCGGAGCGAUGGUGACGACGAGGACGAGCUGGUGGGGAGCAACCCUCCCCAAAGGAACUGGAAGGGGAUAGCAAUUGCACUUCUUGUAAUCCUGGUCAUCUGCUCCCUGAUUGUCACCUCGGUCAUACUGCUGACACCAGCGGAAGAUACUAGUCUGUCUCAAAAGAAGAAGGUCACAGUGGAAGAUCUCUUCAGUGAUGAUUUCAAAAUUCACGACCCUGAGGCUAAGUGGAUAAGUGAUAAAGAAUUCAUCUACAGAGAACAGAAAGGAAGUGUGAUCCUGCGGAAUGUUGAAACAAAUAUUUCUACAGUGUUAAUAGAAGGCAAAAAAAUUGAAUCAUUAAGAGCCAUCCGAUAUGAAAUAUCUCCAGAUAAGGAGUACGCUCUGUUUUCAUACAACGUGGAGCCAAUAUACCAACACUCCUACACUGGAUAUUAUGUCCUGAGCAAAAUUCCUCAUGGGGAUCCUCAAAGUCUGGACCCACCGGAAGUGAGCAACGCAAAACUUCAGUAUGCGGGCUGGGGUCCUAAAGGCCAGCAGCUGAUAUUUAUCUUCGAAAACAACAUCUACUACUGUGCGCACGUCGGGAAGCAGGCCAUCCGUGUGGUCUCGACUGGAAAGGAGGGCGUGAUCUACAAUGGCCUCAGCGACUGGCUGUAUGAAGAGGAGAUUUUGAAGACUCACAUCGCCCACUGGUGGUCUCCGGAUGGCACGAGGCUCGCCUAUGCCACCAUCAACGACUCCCGCGUGCCCGUCAUGGAGCUCCCAACCUACACCGGCUCCAUCUACCCCACGGUGAAGCCCUACCACUACCCCAAGGCUGGAUGUGAAAACCCCAGCAUUUCCCUGCACGUCAUUGGCUUAAAUGGACCCACCCACGAUCUAGAGAUGAUGCCACCCGAUGAUCCACGGAUGAGGGAGUACUACAUCACCAUGGUGAAGUGGGCCACCAGCACCAAGGUGGCCGUCAACUGGCUGAGCCGGGCGCAGAACGUGUCCAUCCUCACCCUCUGCGACGCCACCACUGGGGUCUGCACGAAGAAACACGAGGAUGAGAGCGAAGCCUGGCUCCACAGACAGAAUGAAGAACCGGUAUUCUCCAAGGAUGGCCGAAAGUUCUUCUUUGUCCGAGCCAUCCCACAGGGGGGACAGGGAAAGUUCUAUCACAUCACCGUGUCGUCAUCACAGCCCAACAGCAGCAAUGACAACAUACAGUCCAUCACCUCCGGAGACUGGGACGUGACCAAGAUCCUGGCCUACGACGAGAAGCGGAGUAAGAUCUACUUCCUGAGCACAGAAGACCUGCCGCGGAGGAGACAGCUCUACAGCGCCAGCACGGUGGGCACCUUCAACAGGCAGUGCCUGUCCUGUGACCUGGUGGAGAACUGCACGUACUUCAGCGCGUCCUUCAGCCACAGCGCCGACUUCUUCCUGCUCAAGUGUGAAGGUCCUGGAGUCCCCAUGGUGACAGUGCACAACUCAACAGAUAAGAAAAAAAUGUUUGAUCUGGAAACAAAUGAGCACGUGCAGAAGGCCGUACAUGACCGACAGAUGCCUAAAGUAGAAUACAGAAAGAUCGAGGUUGACGAUUACAACUUGCCCGUUCAGAUCCUCAAGCCAGCAACCUUCACCGACACGGCCCACUACCCCUUGCUCCUGGUGGUGGACGGCACCCCGGGGAGCCAGAGCGUGGCCGAGAAGUUCGAGGUGACCUGGGAGACGGUGCUGGUGAGCAGCCACGGAGCCGUGGUGGUGAAGUGCGACGGCCGCGGCAGUGGCUUCCAGGGAACCAAGCUGCUGCACGAAGUGGGGCGGAGGCUGGGCUCCCUGGAGGAGAAGGACCAGAUGGAGGCUGUGCGGAUGAUGCUGAAGGAGCAAUACAUUGACCAGGCACGUGUGGCCGUGUUUGGGAAGGAUUAUGGCGGGUACCUGAGCACUUACAUCCUCCCGGCGAAGGGUGAAAAUCAGGCUCAGGUUUUCACCUGUGGCUCUGCUCUCUCUCCAAUCACGGACUUCAAGCUCUACGCGUCCGCGUUUUCCGAGAGAUACUUGGGCCUCCAUGGACUUGACAACAGAGCAUAUGAGAUGACCAAGGUGGCACACCGCGUGUCAGCGCUGGAAGAACAGCAGUUUCUGAUCAUUCACGCAACCGCGGAUGAAAAAAUCCAUUUCCAGCACACGGCGGAACUCGUUACACAACUAAUUAAGGGGAAGGCUAAUUACAGCUUACAGAUCUACCCGGACGAAAGCCAUUACUUUCACAGUGCCUCCCUGCACCAGCACCUGUACCGAUCCAUCAUCAGCUUCUUUGUGGAGUGCUUCCGCGUUCGGGACAGGCUGCCCACGGCCACAGCCAAAGAGGAGGAGGAGGAGGACUGA